This is a messenger RNA of Amyelois transitella, 2815 nucleotides long. RefSeq names its product A disintegrin and metalloproteinase with thrombospondin motifs adt-2. Bases 1 to 2340 code for a protein of 779 amino acids. Gene Ontology annotation, molecular function: metalloendopeptidase activity. The transcript has 13 exons. Gene Ontology annotation, biological process: proteolysis. The record is from RefSeq and is a predicted model, not a curated record. Lineage: Eukaryota; Metazoa; Arthropoda; Insecta; Lepidoptera; Pyralidae.
AUGACCGCGAGAGCUGAGAUAGUGGCCGUAGCGCUGUUUUUCGUGCUACGAGGCGGCGCGCCUGCGAGUUUUCCCGGUUGGUGGACUAGCGACGAGCAAGGCCGGGAGCACCAGGCGCGUGGCGCAGACGUGCAGGUGGUAUACCUGCCGGCGCUGCUGCCGCGGGAGGCGCAGUUCGCCGCCGACGGCCCUCACGGUGACAUACCGCUGCCGUACAACUUCGAUGCGUUCGGACGGAGUUUCGAAUUACAACUUGUACCAAAUCGAAGACUGGUGGCACCGCAGUUUGGUGUUUGGUCAGAGCGAGGACAAGAGGAGCCUCUGUCUGCCGUCGACGUCUCCUGCCACUUCUUGCAUGCCGGUCCUGAUGCCGUCGCCGCAUUUUCCGCCUGCAAGGAUCAUUCUCUGCACGGACUUAUCGUAGUAGAAAAUUCCACAUACGAGGUUCGUCCUUUGCCAAAUGGGUCUGGUCGUGCAGAGAACGGUGACCGCACCGCGCAUAUCAUAAGACGCGCGCCGCCGCCGCCCGCGCCGCUCGACGACGCGCGACCGCUGCGACCGCGCGUACGACGCCCGCGCAGGCACUACCUCCGACCGAAGGCCAGGCAAAAACCCGGCCCGCCUAAUUACACAAUAGAAAUCGCUCUUUUUUUGGACGAAGCUGCUUAUAAAACCUUCCACCCCUUCAUGAAUUACAAUGAGGCAGAUCUUAGGGAUAUGCUGUUGGCGUAUAUCAAUGGGGUGCAAGCCUUAUACCAGCACUCAUCACUUGGCACUCACAUCCAACUGUCUCUAGUACGGUUGACGUUCCUCCGCAGUCAACCCAAGACGUUGCCAGCUCACGCUGAGCGAGGCAGGCUGCUGGAUGCCUUUUGUGCCUAUCAACGCUCUCUCAACGUGGAGGACGAUGACGAUCCGGAGCAUUGGGAUAUGGCACUUCUACUUUCUGGACUAGACUUCUACUCCGAGGAUGGCGGUCGGCGCAACGGCGUGACGAUGGGCCUCGCGCCGGUGGGCGGCGUGUGCCUCGCGCCCCACGCCUGCGUCGUGGCUGAGUUCGGAGCCAACGACAUGCUGGGCCGGCCCUACCCGUCUGCCGGCUUCACUUCGGUCUACAUUCUCGCACACGAGAUUGGGCACAACUUAGGCAUGCACCACGACGGCACAGGCAACUCCUGCGCACGUGACGGCUACAUCAUGUCUCCUUCCCGCGGCACCAGCGGCGAGGCCACAUGGUCUCCAUGCAGCGCGCAAGUGGUUGCGGAUCUACAAUGGGCGACUUGCUUGCAAGAUGGCGGGGACGAGUUGGACUCUCCUGAUGAGCUGCGACAUGAGAAGUUCAGCGGUGCUCCCGGCGCCGUCUGGGGAGCCAAGCGGCAGUGUGAGGUGUUCCUCCGGGACCCGGACGCAGUGGCGGUGCCCUCCCUGGGCGCGCAUUCGCACUGCGAGCAGCUGGCGUGCCGCUCGCCGCACCGCGCCGGUUUCUACCAUGCCGGGCCUGCGCUGCCCGGCACGCCAUGCGGACCAAACUUGUGGUGUCAAGGCGGAGAAUGCGUGCCAUCUCACGAUCCGCCAUCUUCUCCAAAACCCGCGAGCAUCAACAUCACCACCAGCGGAGGAAGCCCUGGAGUCCUCGGAGUCGGAGGGUGGGGCGGCUGGAAAGAGGCCACUUGCCAGUCAGGCUGCACUCUUCAUUCCCGAGGCUUUAGAGAGAGACGGAGAACGUGCCAAGCAGCCGCCGGCUGUGAAGGAGCAGCGUAUGACGUUACACUUUGUGAUGAUACCAAAAUAUGCGGCAAGAAGACUCGUGUGUCGGCCGGGGAGCUGGCGUCCCGCAAGUGCGGCGCGUUUGCUGCGAAGGUGCCCACGCUGGACCCUCGCGGAGGAGGACUGCAGGCUCCUCACGACCCUACUCGCAUGUGGAUGGGCUGCGCGGUGUUUUGCCGGCGCGCGUCGGGCGGAGGGUUCUACGCGCCGCGCGUCGAGCUCAACGACGCUGGCCUGGAGCCCUACUUCCCCGACGGCACCUGGUGCCACCACGACGGCAGCCAGGACUACUACUGUCUGCAACACCACUGCUUGCCUGAGAACUUCAAGAUGACUGCGCAAUGGCAUAUCUGGGAGCUGCCGAGUGACGACAUUGACGGGUCAUUCAACGCGCGAUCUCGGCCCGCUGAUGAUGAAGCCGCAGCCAUGCGAGCCUACUUGUCCCUGGACGAGGACGGAGUACCCAUAAUCCGUGCCGCCCUCCCUCCUUUCUUCUCAGAAGAACCAGAGACCAACUGGGAAGUAACGGACUAUAUAGAAAUAUCCAAUAAUGAUACCGCCUCUUCUGUAUAACCUAAGUUACAACGCCAAAAGCAUUGUAAAAAUACGGAAUAUCUUGCCAAAAUGUUAUUUGUUGAAUUUCACAAAAUACCUCCAUUAUUAAUGUGUGCUUGAAGAACAUUUUAUUUAAAUUAUUUUAUAAGUAUAGGUAAGCCUAGAUCGAUAAAGUUCGAAAAAUAGCAUUUAUUAGAUUUUAAGAGAUUCUUCUUUCAGUAUUACGUAUUUGAAUGGUCUACUAGGUUUUUUAAACUACUUACUAAGUUAAUGUACCUAAAUAAAAAAGAUACUUAUUUGAUUGAUAUUAAGUAGAUACUUAUUUAGUACCAAGGAGAAGCUGAGUUUCUUAGGUCUUAGGUAGUUUUGUAGACUGAAUAUUACUUUACAUUUCUUUUAACUCGAAUGCUAGUCUUUAUUUAGUUUAUUUGUGUGAGUUGGUUUACACAUUUAAAUUUUAUAAAAUUAAUAAAACUUGUAUAGGUUCGGGAAG